ACAAUUAACCCGCCGGAUUCGCUACUGGUUGUGAUCUUGAGUUAUGCCGAAAUUGGUACCUGUGUCUGUUCUUACGAAGGAUGCCCAGUUGGACUUCACAUUGAAGCGCAAGGCCUCUGGGGCACAGCUCGUCUCGAAAGUUUGCACAGCUCUUGGUAUUAGAGAGAUGUGGUAUUUUGGUCUUCAGUGUGUGGACCACAAAAACAGACUUACGUGGCCAGAGGCGGAUAAGAAGAUUACGACAACGCAAAAAAUCAAGGAUGGCCCACUGCAUUUUGACGUCAAAGUGAAAUACUAUCCAGAGGACCCAUCGAAUGAACUUAUUGAUGAAACAACUCGUUUGUAUUUUUACUAUGAUGUUAAAGACGACAUAGUCAGUGGGAGAAUUUAUUGUCCUGCAGAAACUGCUGUUUUGUUGGCUUCUUAUCAAUAUCUUAUUCGCAGUGAGGGAAAUGGUCCAUCCACCGUCAGAAAACCCCUCAAUAUCUCCAAAUACCUUUCUACAAAUGUACGUGAACAAUAUAAUCUAACUGAUGAAGAAUGGGAGGCCAAAGUGAUGAAUUGUGUGUCUUCGCAUAAAAAUAUGUCCAAGGACGACGCAGUAAAAGAAUACAUAAGAAUUGCCCAAGAUCUAGAAAUGUUUGGAGUUACAUUUUUUAAAAUAAAAAAUGAAAAAAAGACGGACUUGUGGCUUGGUAUUGAUGCUUUAGGUUUGAAUAUUUAUGAAUAUGACAACCAAUUAGCACCAAAGGUUACCUUUCCAUGGAAUGAGAUACAAAAGUUAUCCUAUUCUCGCAACAAAUUUUUCGUCAAGCCUGUUGAAGCUUCUGGGAAGGUUCUCGUAUUCUACACGGAUAGUACUCAUACAUCUAAACUUAUUCUAAACCUAUCUACAGGCAACCAUAAAUUAUAUGCUAUUCGACGUCAACCCGAUUCGAUUGAAGUUCAACAAAUGAAAGUAAAAGCUAAGGAGCGACAGACUAUACGUGAUGCUGAAAGGGAAAAACUACGUGCUGAACAAGAAGCGAGAGAAGUAAUGGAAAAACGACUACAAGAUAUGCAACGUUUAAUGCAAGAAAACGAGGAAGCAUUCGCACGUACGCAAACAGUUUUAGAACAAUAUGAAUGUAAAGUUAAUGAAUUGAAUGCACAACUUGAAGAAGAAAAAAGUGCACGAAAACAAUUAGAAAACUUACAGUAUUAUCUAGAAGAAGCAAAUCGCAAAUUAGGACUGGUAAGAUUUGAUGAACAUUCUAAAAAUACUUUUGUUUUUCCCUUUAUUUUUGAUUUAGUUUUUGAUGACAAUCGUUCUUGUUUAAUUGUUGAACAAUUAAACCCAUUCGACAGUAAAUAUCCAAUUUGUAUCUUUCUCUUACCAGUUAGCGAUUAUUAGAGAUGUAUUAUCAAGAAGAUCCAACUUCGUUUAAAGUUUUAUCAACGUUACUCGUCUUUGUCCUUAAAGACAUCUUUGAACUGAAAUGCGAAACUACACGAGUUCCCCCUAGUUUAAAGUUGACUUUCUAUUCCUCAUUGAUGAAAAUCAACUUACGGAGUCCCAUAACCUCUCCAGGUAAAGGUAUCACACCAAAGGUAAUUACCUACUUUUCAUGGUAAGCAGAGGCUAUUAUUAAGUGUGAAUCCUAUUCUUUUGAAGACCGUACAACAGCUAAAUUCACUAGUUACAGCUAAAGUUUAAGAACUACACUUUAAAUCAAGUCAAUAGCAUUUCUAGUCUUCCUAUGAUAAUUCCAGUUAUAGGUAGCUAUACUUGAUCAUGGUGCUGUACUAAUAACAAUCCAUGGUAAACGACGAUUUUUUUUGUCUUGUUUUUCAUAAACCAUGGUUCAACUGCUUUAAGUCAAUAGAAGAGCGUCAGCGUAUAGCACAGGAACGUGAUGAAAUCAAUGCCAAAAUUAAUGAGCAAAACCAACUACUCCAGGAGCGAGAGGAAGAAAAGCGUCAGUUUGAGGCUGAACUGGCUCGCGUUCGAGCUAUGCAUGAAGCAGAAAUGGACCACUUUAGUGAACAGAAACAAGAAUCUGACGAAUGCGAACUGGAGGCAGUCAAUAAUGUUGAUGAGGAUUUACGUCAGUCCAAACAAGAUACUGAUGAGGACCAUGCGACACGCCUUAAAUUAUUACGACAAGAUUUAAGCUCUGUUCGAAAUCCAAAUAAGAUGCAAGCGAUCGACAUUCAUUAUGAGGACAUCGUAAGCAAAGGUAUGGAUAAAUAUCGUACACUAAGAGCUAUACGUGAGGGGAAUACGAAAAAACGAGUUGAUCAAUUUGAAUCCAUGUAGUUCGUAUAAUUGGUUGACAUACGUGUAGUCAGUAGAAAAGAAUUCAUUUGUUAAUUAAACUAUUUGUUUCGCUUGUGUAAUCAAACAUUCCAUGAGGAAACGCCAACUGAAUUACUGUCGAGCUGUUUUACUCAAGUCAGAUUAUAUUUGUGUUUUCUUUUCGCCUUCACAUGUUGCGCGUUUAUAUUUUUUUAUUGCUGUUAACAUUGUAAUAGUAUGACAAUUAUCUCAUGAUUUUGGUGUAAACACUACUUGAUUGUAAAAAAAAAAUUUAGCCUUGCAACAUCUUAUAAAAUAUUUUGCUUGUAGCUUUUCCGUUAUCAUCCUUUUUCGCUCAAUUUUUUUUAUAUAUAUUCGUUGUAUUUGUUCAU
Molecule: messenger RNA, 2670 nt
Organism: Schistosoma margrebowiei
Lineage: Eukaryota; Metazoa; Platyhelminthes; Trematoda; Strigeidida; Schistosomatidae
Source: the annotation of a GenBank genome assembly